AGUUGUUUAAAAGAUCGCGAUAGAGCCGCACGCAACGCGCUUUCACACCCGGCCGAGUAGCUUGGCUGUACCAGAAGUGUUUUACCGUACGGCAUAGAGUGGUGGUUAGUUUUACACGUUGAUUUCCUCGCCUUUACUGCGGCGAACCAGUGGCUCAAAAUCUGUGGUGGCGUACAGGCCGGGUGAAGAAAGGCAAGCCUGCCCUGUAUGAUCCGGGUGUAACGUGGCUGUGGGCGACUUUUGGGCGAACGCUACAUUGUGCUGCGGAUCCGCUGCAGAUCCUUGAUUAACGUCGUUCCUGGCUACCUGUGCCUCACCCGUCUCAGUGAAGUGACAACAACUGCCGGCUGGUGAGGAUGAAGACCCAAAUCCAUACGAUCAGCGGUCCGAACGAUGGUUCGUACGACAACGCAGCCCUCAGCUGCUCAACGAUCGACAUAUCGACGCACAAUGGCGAACCGCACGGUGGUUUACGCGGUUCGAACGAGUUUAUUCUGUCCGACAGUGGGAAGAAGGUUACGGGCGAUGAUCAGGCAGGGCAACUACAUCUUUGGCUCCAGCGAAAGGCUAAAAGUGCCUUCUCCGAGAAGAUGAUCAAAAAACGUUUGCCCAUUCUACGAUGGCUACCGCAGUACAACUCCACGGAUGCGAUCGGGGAUUUAGUGGCGGGAAUAACCGUCGGCCUGACGGUAAUACCGCAAGCGCUUGCCUACGCCGGUAUUGCCGGGGUUCCCGCAGCGUACGGACUUUACGGAUCGUUCCUCGGUUGCAUCGUGUACAUAGUGUUCGGUAGCUGCAAGGAUGUACCGAUGGGACCGACCGCCAUAGCUUCGCUGCUCACUUUCCAAACGGCCGGAGGAAACGUUGGAAAAGCCAUACUGCUGUGCUUCCUUUCGGGCGUGGUGGAGCUGAUGAUGGGCAUACUGGGGCUCGGAUUUUUGGUCGAUUUUGUGUCCGGACCGGUCUCGUCGGGCUUUACCUCAGCCGUUUCGUUGAUUAUCGUUACGUCGCAGGUGAAGGACGUGCUGGGCAUCUCGGCCAAAGGCACGACGUUCAUCGAGAUUUGGCGAAACAUUUUCAACGACAUCCAUAACGUGCAGGUCUGGGACACGUUCCUCGGACUCACCUGUAUCGCUGUGCUGCUGAUCAUGAGAAUUAUUGCCGGACUGAAAGUGGGACCGGCGGACGAUGAGCUUAAAUCGAAGAACCAUCGGAUCAUAAACAAAGUGAUGUGGUUGAUCGGUACCUCCAGGAAUGCGAUCCUCGUAGUGGUGUGCGGCGCCAUCGGUUACACUUUCCAAUCGUCCGCCGCGGCACCGUUCAAACUGAUCGGAGACAUCCCGCCGGGUUUGCCCACGCUUAUGGCUCCACCGUUUUCCCUUACGGCAAACGAAACCAUGAGCGGCCAGGCAGAAUCGUUUAUGGAUAUGGUAUCGAGCCUUGGUUCGGGACUGAUCGUUGUUCCACUGAUUGCGCUAAUGGAGAACAUUGCGAUCUGCAAAGCGUUCUCGAAUGGAAAGCCUGUUGAUGCCACACAGGAGCUGAUCGCCAUCGGGCUUGCUAACAUAGCCAACUCGUUCGUGCAAGGAUUCCCCGGUACGGGUUCGCUGAGCCGCAGUGCGGUCAACAAUGCUUCCGGCGUGCGUACACCGAUGGGCAACAUCUAUACGAUGGGACUGGUGGUUCUGUCCCUGCUGUUCUUCACGCCAUACUUUUCCUACAUUCCGAAGGCAUCCUUGGCGGCCGUCAUUAUAGCGGCAGUUGUGUUUAUGGUGGAGGUAAAGGUAGUGAAACCCAUGUGGAGGACCAAAAAAAGUGAUCUGAUUCCUGGCCUAGGAACGUUCAUCGCCUGUUUGGCACUGCCGCUGGAAAUGGGCAUCCUGUUUGGGGUGGGAUUGAACGUCGUGUUUAUUCUGUACCAUGCCGCUCGACCAAAGAUUUCCGUUGAACGUUUAACGAGUCCUGGCGGUGCCGAAUAUCUGAUCAUCACUCCCGAUCGGUGUCUGAUCUUCCCCUCGGUCGAUUACGUUCGCAAUCUGGUAACGAAACAAUCGAUUCGCCAGUCACUACCGGUAGUGAUCGACUGUUCGCACGUGUACGGAGCCGACUUUACUGCCGCCACCGUAAUCGACAGCAUAACGCAAGACUUUGCCCGUCGUGAUCAGCCAUUGUUUUUCUACAACCUUAAACCGAGUGUUUGCGCAAUUUUCGAAGGCUUGUCGCCGGCCGAUUUUGUGGUGUACUAUCGCGAAGAGCAUCUGGACGAUCUGCUAAAGCAGCGUGCCUAUAAACCAAAGGAAGUGAUUAGCGCCUAGUGCCGUGCGUCACGGCAUGGGAAAGACAGCGCGAUGCGAGUAACCCAUUACUGUCAACUAUUGCGAACAGUAUUAAGCAAAUUGAAACAAUAAGUACGUGCCAGAUUGCCGGACGAUGCGCUGCGUUCCACCAUUCCCAACUAUUCCUACUGCACAGUUCGUGAGCUCGCUUCUGUUGGGAUGUUAUUAUUAUUUUGUCUUCGGCCAACGAAACCGAGUUUGAAAAAUGUUGUCAAACCUUAACAAAUGUUUCGAAAGCCACGUAAAUGUAUCAAUUUUCUGCGAAGAUUCAAACGAAUGUGUAGGUAUACCUACGACGUAGGUAUUAUUUAAGAGCACGCAAACGAACGUAACUGGAAGCGGCAAUAACAUUAUUAUUUAAUUACUAGUAUCACGAAAGAGUUCCAAGAAUGGUUAGAGUUUAGCUGUAAGGGCACACAUGUUUUAGUAUGGCCUAAUAACAUUUAAACAACAAAUUGGCGUCCAACGAAGAAAUGUACUUUACCGAUGAUUUAAAGUACCUUGCCCGCCCCGCGAAUCUGAAAGUAAAUAAAUUAAUGGAAAA
Anopheles stephensi (Asian malaria mosquito) is the source of this 2880-nucleotide messenger RNA. It is a transcript of the gene Esp, whose product is annotated as sodium-independent sulfate anion transporter. Lineage: Eukaryota; Metazoa; Arthropoda; Insecta; Diptera; Culicidae. The record is from RefSeq and is a predicted model, not a curated record. Gene Ontology annotation, molecular function: sulfate transmembrane transporter activity. Gene Ontology annotation, biological process: transmembrane transport. The transcript is spliced from 9 exons. The coding region runs from base 357 to 2315 and encodes 652 amino acids. Gene Ontology annotation, cellular component: membrane.